AUGGCCACGGAGGCCGGGGGGGCCCGGACCCUCAUCGUGAAGAGCGUGGCAUUUGGGGUGACAGACGAGCAGUUUGGGAGCUACUUCAGUGACAUUGGUCCCGUGUCGCGAUCUUUCCUGGUCAAGCAGGGCAAGGAGGGUCCCCACAAGGGGUAUGGCUUCGUGCAGUUUGCGCUGGCCUCGGAUGCAGAGCGGGCGGUGGCGAACCUGAACGGCACCGACUUGGGAGGCAGGAAGCUCAAGGUCGAGGUUGCCAGCAAGCGCGCCACCUUUGAGGAGAGGAAGAAGAAGCGCCAGCAGGGCGGUGAAGAGGGCGGCGCCCCCGCGACGCCUGCAGAAAGCGUGGAGGCCCUGCCCGCCGCCCUCCGGGACGACCACAAGCUGACGCGCGACGGCUGCCCCGCCGGCCCCGCCCUGCUGCUGGUGUCGGGCGACGGCCUCCACCUAAAGCGCUGGCGCGUGGUGGUCCGCAACCUGCCCUUUACCGUGACCGAGGGGGCCCUGCGCGAGGCUUUCGCCCCCGCCGGCUUUGUGUGGGAGGUGUCUGUGCCGCGCUCCGCGGGCGGCCGUGCGCGCGGCUUCGCCUUCGUCGGCUUCCAGUGCCACAUCGACGCAGAGCGCGCCAUCCGCACUGUCAACGGCACCGCCGUGGCCGGGCGCACCGUGGCGGUGGACUGGGCGCUGAGCAAGGCCCAGUUCCAGGGCGAGGCCGAGGCGGCCGCCGCCAAGGCCCAGGCGCACGUCAUAGAAGCCGCAGCGGUGACGCUGGGCUCUGAUGACGAGGAGGACGCCGCGUCAGACUCUGACCUUGACCUGGAGGCCGCUGCUCCCGCCGCACACCUGGCGCCCGAGGCGGAGUCUGCCAUGCAAACUGGCAUCAUCGACAGCCUGCUGGGCGCCGCAGCCAGCGACGGCCUGCUGCAGCGCGCGGCCGCCGGCGAGGCGGCACCAUCAUCGAGCAAGGACGCCGGGGACGAGGCCGCAGCGCGGGGGGCCUCGGCCGCGCUGGUCCGCACCGUGUUUGUGCGUGGGCUGCCGCUGGACGCCAGCAAGGAGCAGGUGUGGACCAAGCUGCAGCUGUUUGGCCGGCUCAAGGCCUGCCGCCUGGUCAUGGACCGCGACACGGGCAAGGCCAAAGGCACCGCCUUUGUGGAGUUUGCCACGGAGGAGGGCGCACAGGCGGCGGCUGCGGCGGCUUCGGACGCCAGGGAGUCCAAGGGCCCUGCUGUGGUCGUGGCGGGGCGCACCGUGGAGAUCGACAUGGCCCUGGACGCCCAGGCUGCGCGCCACGCCUCGGCCAAGAGCCAGGACGACUGGCGGGCGCGGGACAAGCGCAACCUGUACCUCACCAAGGAGGGCAUCAUCUCGGAGGGCAGCGUCGCCUGGGAAAACAUGCCGGAGGGGGACCAGGCCAAGCGCAAGCGUGCAGCAGUGGAGCGCAAGGCUAAGCUGGCGAGCCCCAACUUUGUCGUGUCCAGCACCCGACUCAGCGUGCGCAACAUUCCGCUGGCCUGGAACGAGGCCAAGCUGCGGGACGUGUUUGUGGCGGCGGUGAAAGAAAGGGCGUCCAAGGCUGUCCCCGUGGCGAAGCAGGUCAAGAUACUGAAGGAUGCGGAGCGCCCUGGGCCCGACGGCGAGCCCCGGUCCAAGGGCUUUGGGUUCGUGGAGUUCACGGAGCACGAGCACGCGCUGUGCGCGCUGCGCCAGCUCAACAACAACCCCACCGCCUUCCACAAGGACCGGCGACCCAUCGUGGAAUUUGCCAUCGACAAUGUCAAGGCGUUGAAGGCGCGCGAGCACCGUGCCACCCAGGCCCAGACAGCCAAGGCGGCGGGGGGACCACAGGCUGAUGGGCCAGUCGCCGGGCAGGCUGCGGGCCCUGGAGCCGCCCGCGAGGACGUGGCGGCGCCCGCCCCGGAGGCCGAGCCGAAGAGCCGGCGCCAGCUGAGGAAGGAGCGCAACAUGGUGGCGCGGGAGCGGCGGGCGGCGGCCGCCCUCGCGAAGCAGGACCCCGACCAGCACGAGAAGGUCGAGCUGGCUGAGAAGGGGAGGCGCAAGACCAGAGCGCCAGCCGAGAGGCCCCAGCCGGCGCCAGUCGCGGCGUCGGUCGCGGCGCCAAGGGAGAGGAAGAAGGGCGCGGGCGCAGCUGCCCCGUCGGCCCCGGCAGCGCAGGCGGCGGCGGUGGCGGCGCCAGAGCCGGGCCCGGAGGCCGCCGUCCAGCCGCAGCGCAAGGCGGUGCUGCGAUCCCAGCGGCGGCGGCUGCUGCGACAGCGCAAGGCCGGGAAGCAGGGGGGUGGCGAGCACGAGGAGGAUCCGGCGCCUGGCGCUGGUGCGAAGAAAGGACGGCAUGGGCGCGAGGACGAGGCGUGGACGGAGCCCAGGCCGCGCCGGGCCGCGUCGCCGAGCAACGGCGUGGUCACGGCGGGGAAGGGCCAGACCGCGAGGAAAGCGGGGCACUGGGUUGGAGGGGAGGCCGGUGCGAGGGCUGCCGGCCAUGGGCCAAAGGCAGCAGGGGCGGAUCUCAAGGCCAGGGUCAACCCAAUGAAGCAAAAGGCGGUCGUUGCCGCCAAGACUGUCAUGGGAGCCAGUAAGUCUGAUGUUUGGGAGCUUUGUUCAGGACUGAGGGACACAGAGGAGAGUGGGUCUGGCUGGUGGGGUCCAUUGGAUGGCAUGCCAACCUGCCCAGCCACUGCCUGCCGAGCGCACGUGAGUAACUCAUCGCCGUCGGUUUUUCUUUCCUCCGUCGCGCAGAGGCAGGAGCAGCCACGUCGCGCAGGGCGAGCAAGAGUGGCAUGUCUGCGGAGAAGAAGCUGGACAGUCUGGUGUCAGAGUUCCGGGGCAAGCUCUUUGGCAAGCCCAAGGGCAAGGGUGCAGGCGAGGCGACGAAGCUGGGACUGA
Auxenochlorella protothecoides is the source of this 2898-nucleotide messenger RNA. RefSeq names its product putative RNA-binding protein C4F6.14. The record is from RefSeq and is a predicted model, not a curated record. The transcript has 10 exons. Bases 1 to 2898 code for a protein of 965 amino acids. Gene Ontology annotation, molecular function: RNA binding. NCBI's taxonomy places the organism in Eukaryota, Viridiplantae, Chlorophyta, Trebouxiophyceae, Chlorellales, Chlorellaceae.